AUGUCAACCGCGCCAGAUUUCAACAUUUCGUCAAAUACGGCUCGCGAGUACGAGUCGCAGUACUCGGCACACAACUACCACCCCUUGCCCGUGGUUUUCAAAAAGGCCAAAGGUGCGCAUGUGUGGGACCCCGAGGGCAAGGAAUACCUUGACUUUUUGUCGGCAUACUCAGCGGUGAACCAGGGCCAUUGUCACCCUAAGAUCAUUGAGGCGUUGGUUGAUCAAGCUCAAAACCUUACCUUGUGCUCCAGAGCGUUUUCUUCGGACGUUUUCGGCGUCUAUGCGAAAUACAUUACUGGGUUUUUCAACUACGAAAUGGUUUUGCCCAUGAAUACCGGUGCUGAGGCUGUUGAAACGGGGUUGAAGUUGGCUAGAAGAUGGGGCUAUGUCAAAAAGGGCAUCCCUCAAGGCGAAGCUAUCAUCUUGGCUGCUCAAAACAAUUUCCAUGGGAGAACAUUGGGUGUCAUUUCCAUGUCUACUGACACCGAUGCCACUACAAACUUUGGCCCCUAUUUGCAAAAUGUUGGUGCGCACAUUCCAGGAACACAAGACGAGAUUAUCAGAUACGGCGUGAUUGAAGACAUUGAAAAGGCUUUGGCAAAUGCGGGAGACAAGGUUGCUGCAAUAUUGUUGGAACCAAUCCAAGGCGAGGCCGGUAUCGUGGUGCCGCCAUCGGAUUACUUGCCCAGAGUGCAAGAAUUGUGCAAGAAAUACAAUGUCUUGCUCAUCUGUGACGAGAUUCAAACUGGUAUUGCCAGAACCGGUAAAUUGCUAUGCUAUGAGCACUCUCAAGGGGUCAAGCCGGAUAUCGUAUUGUUGGGUAAGGCAAUCUCGGGUGGAGUGAUUCCCGUGUCGGCGGUGUUGUCGUCGAAGGAGAUCAUGUCGACAUUGGAACCAGGCUCGCACGGUUCCACAUACGGUGGUAACCCCUUGGCUUGUCGCGUUGCCAUUGCUGCGUUACAAGUGAUUAAGGAUGAAGAGCUUGUAGAAAGAUCACAACGAUUGGGUGACUUGCUUCGAUCCAAGUUGGAACUGUUGCAAAAGGAAAGCAAUGGCAUCAUUAGUGAAGUUAGAGGUGUCGGCUUGUUGUCGGCUAUUGUCAUUGACGAGGCUAAAACUAACGGCAGAACUGCCUGGGAUUUGUGUCUAUUGAUGAAAGAUCACGGGGUGUUGGCCAAGCCAACUCAUGAUAACAUCAUCAGAUUGGCUCCACCUCUAGUCAUUAGCGAGGAUGAUUUGUUGAAAGGUGUUGAAGCCAUUAAGGAAUCAUUGAAGGAAUUGCCAACGGCACCAAAAGCAGACCAUUGA
Lodderomyces beijingensis is the source of this 1308-nucleotide messenger RNA. The record is from the annotation of a GenBank genome assembly. Lineage: Eukaryota; Fungi; Ascomycota; Pichiomycetes; Serinales; Debaryomycetaceae.